AUGUACUUAAUUCCGACUGCGUCUUCCCCCGAUAUUUGCCCGAACAAACUGUUUGUCGGAAUACAGCGCGCCAAAUGCACCCUUCUGCAACUGGAACUGGGUUCUCCGCUGCGUUCCCCCAACUACGAAACCAUACUGGAGGUCACCUCACCUGCGUCUAGCUGGAGACAGUGUCGAAUUGGCCAGCUGGUGUUUUGGGUAGAUGUGGUAAAACUGCCCUCGAUCGCGUAUCUGCUCGGCAGUUUUCUGUUUACAGAUCCAACAUGCCGACGGACUCCCAUUUGCUUGGCUGUUGGUUGA
Dibothriocephalus latus is the source of this 300-nucleotide messenger RNA. NCBI's taxonomy places the organism in Eukaryota, Metazoa, Platyhelminthes, Cestoda, Diphyllobothriidea, Diphyllobothriidae. The record is from the annotation of a GenBank genome assembly.